AUGGGCACCUAUUUCGCUAGUCCAGGCGAGCAAUCGGCACAAAUUGGACACCACUACGGCAACCCGACGAACCACUUCUGGAGCUGUCUACACGAAUCCGGGCUUACUUCUCGUCGUCUGGACCCGAGAGAGGACCAUCUUCUCCCGAAAGAGUUCUCUAUGGGUCUAACAAACCUGACCAGCCGACCUACCGUUGAACAAAGCGAGUUGUCAAAAGCCGAACAAACGUCGGGAGUCCCAAUGCUCCUCGAGAAAGUCGCUCGCUAUCAGCCUCUCAUCCUGUGCUUCGUUGGGCUCGGAAUUGCAGAUAUAGUCAGAUCAGGAAUUGGCUCUGCGUCCAAGAACGACUUGAAAGGGAAAGCAGCAUUCGGUCUUCAGCCGUACAAGAUGGUUCAUUCCUACGAUGAAGCCGACCCUCACCAACAGCUCCGCGAUCGUUCAGGUCCCCCUGACGCUAGGGAUGCCUCGGAGACCCUGUUCUUCGCUGUCUCAAGUACCUCUGGUAGGGUUAAAGCUGACAAGAUUGAACAAUUCAAGCAACUUCGUGAUGUACUUCGAAAUAUGAAAACUGGUGCACUAGACACCUCAAAAUUAACUGUCAUGUCAGCGCCACCCCCUUCGACCCCAACUCCAAGUGCCUCGAAGGAUCGGCUAGAAACGGACGAAGCUCCCAAUAAGAUCAUGUUUGUCACUGAUAGAUAUCCAUGA
This is a messenger RNA of Cyclocybe aegerita, 708 nucleotides long. The record is from the annotation of a GenBank genome assembly. NCBI's taxonomy places the organism in Eukaryota, Fungi, Basidiomycota, Agaricomycetes, Agaricales, Hemipholiotaceae.